Molecule: messenger RNA, 1789 nt
Organism: Sipha flava (yellow sugarcane aphid)
Lineage: Eukaryota; Metazoa; Arthropoda; Insecta; Hemiptera; Aphididae
Product: protein gooseberry-like
Exons: 7
Coding region: 313-1617 (434 amino acids)
Biological process (GO): regulation of transcription by RNA polymerase II; anatomical structure development
Molecular function (GO): RNA polymerase II cis-regulatory region sequence-specific DNA binding; DNA-binding transcription factor activity, RNA polymerase II-specific
Source: RefSeq, a predicted model, not a curated record
GAUCCGAUCGCCGUCGUCCGGUGACGGUAGUGUACGUUUUGCGGUCACCACGCGUGUUCCAAACCAGUGCAGUUACGUGUCGACGUCGCGUUCGUGCAGUGCUGUCCAGUUCAGACGAGCAGGAAAUAAAAACGCGCAGCGCUCAGUUGUGUUCAGUAGUUUUUUUUUUUUUUAUUUUUCUUCGACCUUUUUUUCGAUUUUUAAAUCGCGCGUUUCUUCUCUUUUCCUCCGCCGCAUUGUUAAUCGCUUGGGCGGCUAUCGUGCACAGGCACACGCGCGCCGAGAGACAAACGUCCGAAAACACCUUACGCCAUGGCAGUCUCCACGUUGAACAUGACUCCUUACUUCACCGGAUACCCGUUCCAAGGCCAGGGCCGCAUGAACCAGCUCGGCGGCGUGUUCAUCAACGGACGCCCGUUGCCCAACCACAUCCGUCUGAAGAUCGUGGAAAUGGCCGCGGCCGGGGUGCGCCCUUGCGUCAUAUCCCGUCAGCUCCGGGUGUCUCACGGCUGCGUGUCCAAGAUCCUCAACCGGUACCAGGAGACCGGAAGCAUCCGGCCAGGCGUGAUUGGUGGUAGCAAGCCCAGAGUGGCCACGCCGGACGUGGAGAGACGCAUCGAAGAAUACAAAAAGGCCAACCCGGCCAUGUUCAGCUGGGAAAUCCGCGACAAGCUGGUCAAGCAGGAUGGUAUUUGCGAUAAAAACUCAGCUCCAUCCAUCAGUUCCAUCAGUCGAUUAUUGCGCGGCGGUAGAAGGGACGAGCUGAAAAACCAUUCUAUUGACGGGAUCUUGGGUCCGAGCAGCGCCGACGAUUCGGACACGGAAUCGGAACCGGGAUUCCACCUGAAACGCAAACAGCGUCGGAGCAGAACCACGUUUACGGGCGAACAGCUGGAGGACUUGGAGCGAGCAUUCCACAAGUCCCAGUACCCAGACGUGUACACCCGAGAAGAGUUGGCUCAAAAGACGAAACUGACGGAAGCUCGCGUGCAAGUGUGGUUCAGCAACCGUCGGGCACGCCUCCGGAAGCAGAUGGGCACGCACCAGCACAUGAACGCAGCGGCCGCGGCUUUCAACCCGGCCGCCGUCGUCAGUCUGUCGGCCGGCUCCUUUCAGCCGGCUCAGAGUGGCCAGCACGGAAACCAUGGCCAAUACGGUGGCCACGAGCACCAUACCGCAGCGGCCGCGUCCAACUUCAACUCGCCCCAAGGAACUUCCCACGGCACGUGGCAUGCCACCGGAGGGUACUACCCCACGACGACUUGCAAUUAUGGAGCCGGUGGCAGUGGCAUUAGUGGCGGAACGUCUGUCGACGCCAUGUACCACCAUCACCACUCGCACCACCAGACCAACGUUGCUGCUUCAUAUUCGCCGCAAGAAUCCGCCGCCGCAGCCGCUGUCAACGACCAUCAUUCGCUGGGAUGGAACAAGGCCCACAAAGACGUCACCACCGCUGCCACCUGGAACCCGGAUAAUUACUCAUUCUUCGCCGGAGGCAACACCAUAUACGGCUCUGGUUCCAAUUUGGCCCCGCACUCGGCCAGCGAAGCCAAGUCGGGUUAUCCGUACUUCGGGCAACUGUCUCAAAUGGAUGCGAUGUGCGGCAGGGUGCAUUAGCAGCAGCAGCAGCAGCAGCAGCAGAAACAGGUGCGACCUCUGCGGGGCACGUCUACAUCGUACUAAGGAAACGCGUAUCUUUCUACUCCUCCUCCUCCUCCUCUUCUUCUUCUUGCUGUACUAUUUCUCGCGCGUGGUUUCGCGGCAAUACUACGGAGAAAAAAAAAAAAAA